AUGCAGCAGCAAGCGCAGGGGGUUUCCAGUGGCAUGUACAGAUACAUGCACCGCUGCGAGAGUGGAGUUAAUAUUCAUGAUGUCUUUGUCGAGAGGAGUGCAUUCCGGGUGCUGUUUUCAUAUGUCGGUGCGAUAUUUCUUCUUGCGAAUGUUUGCCGUACCUUGUUGUCACAGGAGAGUUUAUGCCUUGGUUCCUUUUGGAGUGUUCCGUUUUCUGCUAUCGCCGCUAAAUGCUUGCAAUACAAGCCUGUGAAGAAAGAGUCGUUAAUGAUUAUGCCAAAUUUCGGGAUUCAGCUACAACAACACUUUUGGAGUGGACUAGUACAUCGCAAGUUUGUGCCCAUCAGCAAGAUCCUAAAGCCGGUGCUGAAUGAGUGUGUGACCCCUGUUACAUGCUACUGGAGCUUGGCAUUGCUUUUACGCGAUGAAGACGAGAUCAUGCUCGUUUUUCAGAACCUGCGUCCACCCAUCAAACUGUUGCUCCCAAUCUGGAAAGCUCUGUGCGCAUUCACAAACUCCAGCAGCAUUAGCCCUUCCAUGCUUCUUCGAGAAGGUGAUUGGCAUAAGCAUGUUGAUCGAGAUGGUGCUGUGGAUUCCUGA
This is a messenger RNA of Triticum turgidum subsp. durum (durum wheat), 600 nucleotides long. NCBI's taxonomy places the organism in Eukaryota, Viridiplantae, Streptophyta, Magnoliopsida, Poales, Poaceae. The record is from the annotation of a GenBank genome assembly.